UUUAUCAACAUGUCGGACAAUGAAGAUAUAUUAGGCGAUGAUCUUGGUGAUCACAGUCUUGCAGACUACAACUUAGGUAAUGAAGAGGAAGAAGAGCUUUUGGCCGACGAUUAUGACCAUAGUACGUCACAGAAUGUGCCUACAUCUGACGCCACGGCGUACGGAGAAAGUGUUGAUAUUGUUCAACCAACUUAUGAUUCCAAUCAUAUAGAUUAUUCACAGCAGCCUGCCUCAUAUCCAGUGAUAAGUGAUAGUGAAUGUGUGGUACCUAAUAUAACAACAGAAGUACAAGACACAAGACUUCCGGAACAUUCCACCUAUGCACCAUACCCAGAAUCACGGACAUAUGAAUUAGAACAUGCUGUACCUCCACCAAUUCCAGCUGCACCAAUUGAAUCUCCUCAGAUUGUACCUUCUGAAGUACCAACAUCAAAUAUUGGUGACCUAGGUGCCAGAGAACGGUUUACAUCGGAGCGACCUCCAGGAUCACAGAGGACACCUCAAGUCAGAGAUAUACCAGACAGCUUAGACAAAGUGGUAGUCCCGAGGGGUGGUUUUAGCGGACGGGGGCGCAACUCGUGGCGCAAUCCUCAUUACCGCACCCCGCACCCUUACCGCAGAAACAAUAUGCAUAGGAAUAAUUACGUAGCCCGACCUUCUUUUACACCACAAGUGACAGUUUGGGCAAAUCAACCUAAAACAAUCAGACCUAACAUACCUGAAAUACGUUCUGAUAUACCGCCACCGAAGAUCGUACCGGAUGUGUCUCCAGAAAGACCAAUGUUACCUCAAGAACCAUUGAGACCGGUUGAAAACCGUUAUCCACCAAGUUUCAAUCAAUUCAGACCGAAUGAUCCAAGACCGUUCGUUACUAGACCGGCUUUUGAACCGAGACCUGCCUUCCAGUAUCCACCGAGUUACCCCAGGUUCCCACCAAUCCGGGAGAUAGUUCCCAGCGGUGUAUCCCAUAUCCCACAAGUGACUAUACACCAACAUCCAGUUAUGCCCAAGAUGGGACGUGAACCUGAAGUGAGGAUGUUACCGAUGCAGUUGCCACCUAAUAUACCACCCGGAGGACUUGCCGGAAAGAAGGUGUUGAUCAAUCCACAUUUUAAAGGCAACUUCCAACCACCAGUUGAAGGGCUCCCUACGUACAUACCGACAAGAAUACAAAAGAGUCCGCCGCUGAGCCCCACACUCGAGCAAAAAUUUGGUCCCAUUAAAGAUAUAGAUGAUGCUGCGGAGAGGUUCAUAGCAGAGCAAAGGAAUGCAUUAGCUCGUGCAGCUGGUAGGAAGUUACCCAGGAGGUCACCGCAGAGAUACAUUGAGAACACAACUAUAGAGAUAGAGAAUGAGUUGGCUCGUCGCAGUGAGGAUGAGGAGUUGUUGCGGAGACAGGAAGAGUUUAUCAAUGCAAAUAGAGCUGGUCUGCGAAGGAGGAUGAGGUCCCCCAGCCCCCCACCGCGCCGCUCGCCCUCCCCCCGCCGCUCUCCGCCGCGUCGCACUCGCAAUGAAGUGCACGACGAGGAGAGUGAGUACAGACGUCGUCUCAGAGAACAGGAGAGUUUGAGAGAGAGAGUACUGCGCGCUAAGGAGGUGCGCAGGCGCAAGAACGCAGUCGCAUUACAGAAGCAGAUAGAUGACAAGGAACGAGAUAAAACAGACAAAGAUGAUACACAACCCGAAGUAGAAACUAAACAAGAUGUACCAAAAGUCGAUGAUAAACCAGAGAUAAUAAAAACUGUAGAACCAGUUGACAAGCCGAGCAGCACCCAGCCGGAUAGACCGGACACCACCAGGUCUCCGGACAAGGAGGUGAAAGUGCAGCCGGAGAUCAGAGAGCGUUCCCCGAUCAGCCAAGAGGAUCCUGAAGUUAAUUCUACUUGUGAGAACUUGACACCCCCCAGAGAAGAGAUGCCAGUGAAGGAGAGUGCGGCUUCCCCCGAGCGCGCCCUCACCCCUCCCCUGCCACCCGCUGCUGGGGGGAGGGGGGCCAGUGACGACGAGCUCGACCUCAUCCUUGAUGACAUCGAUGGCAUCCUCUCCGAUGAUGAUGACACCGGCCGCUUCAAAGACUCUGUGCAGUCUGAGGAGGAGAAGCAGAAGUCGCAGGUAGACCUGCGCAGUAAGCUGGUCACCAACAAGCCAGCAGAACGUCCGCAACGACAGAAGAUUGUCUUUGAACACAAGGAGGAACGUAAGAAAGACAAGUCUCCGGUGCGCAGAACUGUUGUGACCAGUUCUACUAAAGCUGAUGAACAACAGGAUAAGAAAACCAAUAAGACAAAAUCAAAGAGCGAUGCCACAACAAAGUCUAGAACAAGGAUCAUAUUUAAUAAGAAAGAGACGGAGAAACCAAAAGAGGAGGAGAAAAGUAUUAAACCAUUCAGCAACCGACGAGUGGUUCUCCAAAGGAAACCAAACCAGACUAUAUCUAUGGGUAUAUUCACACGCGCUGUCAGAACCGCCAUCAAUUCCGCGCACAAACACGAGCCACAAGUUGAAUACGCCUCUGAUUCAGACGAGGCCGGAGCUGUGGGGGGCGGAGCGCCCGGGGCUGUGGGGGGCGGAGCUGCGGGGGGCGGAGCCCGCACCGCACAUGUAGACAAUCUGCCACACGGCAUCACUGAUACACGUCUCAAGACCCUCGCCGGAGACCACGUCCAGAAUUUAGUAUUGGAUAAAGAAGAGCGUCGCGCGAAGUUAACAUUCAAAACGUCCGCAGCAGCUGAAAGUUUUAAAAAGAAGUUCCACAACAAAAUGGUAGCUGCCAGCAGAUUAACUGUUACUUUGCGAUAAAUCUAGAAAUAUGUAUACGGCGACUUAUCUGAUCCAUUGGGUAUAAGUUAAACUAUAUUAUAGAUCAUGUUAAAGUGUGACAUUCUUGUCGGAAUGUAGAUGUCUUGUGUUUUUGUGUCAUUUUCUAUAGUCCGGUCGCGGAGCAGGAAGA
Papilio machaon (common yellow swallowtail) is the source of this 2950-nucleotide messenger RNA. Its product is annotated as serine/arginine repetitive matrix protein 1-like. The transcript has 20 exons. The coding region runs from base 10 to 2799 and encodes 929 amino acids. The record is from RefSeq and is a predicted model, not a curated record. Lineage: Eukaryota; Metazoa; Arthropoda; Insecta; Lepidoptera; Papilionidae.